AUGAAGGGAGGUAUAGCAAAUAUUCUGGACGAGAUUCUACCGUUUAUUAACGCACAAGUGAUGCUACAACUGGGCGUUGACAAUUUUGCAGCUAUUACAUUGGCUUGCACGCCGAUGUACAGCAGCAAGACGCGCCAUAUCGAACUACGCUGCCACUACGACCCAGCUGACAUGUUUACCAAAGCUUUGUCAAAGACAAUUUUAACGCUGUGUCGACCGCUAAUCGGAUGUAAUUACGCGCCACCAAGUUGUGGCAGUUGGCAGUUGGCAGUUGGCAGUUGGCAGUUGGUGUGGCAGUUGGCAGUUGGUGUGGCAGUUGGUGUGGCAGUUGGUGUGGCAGUUGGUGUGGCAGUUGGUGUGGCAGUUGGUGUGGCAGUUGGUGUGGCAGUUGGUGUGGCAGUUGGUGUGGCAGUUGGUGUGGCAGUUGGUGUGGCAGUUGGAAUAACGAACGAAGGACAAGACAUUGAAGAACAGUGGCGUAGAACGGCAGCUCGAAACGCAGAAGUACACAUCCGGUGUUUCUUUGAGAGGCAAGAAACGACCUCAGCACUGCCUAAUGCCGUCAACCGUAGCUUAGCCGCAAGACUAACAAAAGCUAUUUCGCGAAUAAACAUCGCUAAGCUUGUAUGGACAGAUGAGCUAUGUUUCGUGCGGCGCUUCUCAGUUAUAACCGUGAAGAAAAGUGAGCUUAAGCUGGAACAUCUAACGUCAACCAUUGGCGAUAUUCUUAAUCUGCCAGCGGCAAUGGAAUUUUUGGACGAUGAAGAUUUUGGAAGCACGAUGACGAUGUUAGAAAACACAACUUCGUCCUCGCCGACGUCAGCACUUUGUAGAGAAGACUCUGACAGCUUGGGGUUAAACUUGACAGGACUUUGUGAUGCGUUCAACCCGCAGGAAACGGAAUCUCCUUUCGGUGCCAUUGUGCAGCACUCGACUUGUUCUAACGGGUUGGGGUUUCCUAUUGGCGCUAGCUCUUGCUUUUCACCUGAUCAAAAGCUCCAAAGUAGUGGUCACACUCUUGUUGAUAGCGACGUCAAUAUAAAGCAGGAGAGCAACAUGUUCGGCUUGUCGUCAGUUAUGGACUCUUUCCUGCGUGAAUCUUGGGAUGACAUCGUUGAUCCAGGCUCAAGAGCUGCGCAUUCGAUUGUAAUUUCGACUAACCCUCCUGGUCGAGUGAAUUCACUGCCAGCCAGUUUGCUUCUCCCCAAUCCGUCGCCACUAGGGGGACAGCGCUUGAUGAAGAGCAUUCCGUUUCUUUCGCCAUCAUUGCCACUAGCACCAGCAUCUCUGCGCAUGACAUCCAACAUUCUAACCUCGCCAACGGUCUCGUCUGCUUCAUCUACUAGAUCAAAAAGGACUCGGCGAGCGAAGCAGUGUGUUGCUGAAGGGUGUACGCGGCGUGCUCAGUCUAACAAUAGAUGCAAGACUCACGGUGGCGGUGCGCGAUGCCAAGUGGACGGUUGCGACAAGAGUUCACAGGGUGGAGGACUUUGCCGUGCUCACGGAGGUGGUAAAAAGUGCCGAGUGCCUGGCUGCUCAAAGGGCACUCAACGUCUAGGCUUAUGCUACCUGCACGGUGGGAUUCGUCGUUGUGUCGCAGAAGGUUGCAAGAAGAAAGACCGUGGCAACGGCUACUGUAUUUCGCAUGGAGGAGGUCGGCGGUGCGAAGCUGAUGGAUGCAGCCGCUCGGUUCGUAAGGGCAAUCAUUGUCAGAUGCAUCAAGUCCUUGCAGAUGACACGACGUUUCAAAUAAGCCGAGGCCGGGGACUUUUUACUUAG
This is a messenger RNA of Peronospora belbahrii, 1779 nucleotides long. Lineage: Eukaryota; Oomycota; Peronosporomycetes; Peronosporales; Peronosporaceae. The record is from the annotation of a GenBank genome assembly.